UGGAUUGAGUCUAUUCCUUUCUGAUGUCAACUGCCGAGCCGAUGGACUUGGAUGAGGAGACCCCAGCUGCUGGAGGGUCAGUGUUCCUCCCGCCAGCCAAUGAGCUGCCCUGGGUUGAGAAGUACCGACCCAAGACGUUGGACGACCUGGUGGCCCAUCAGGAAAUCAUCGAAACCAUCAAACGCUUUGUGAAAAUGAAUGCCCUACCACACCUAUUACUCCACGGCCCACCAGGAACUGGCAAGACUUCUACCAUUCUCGCCUGCGCUAGGCAGAUGUAUCCUCCAGGGCAGUUACGUCAGUAUGUGUUGGAACUUAAUGCUUCUGAUGCACGUGGUAUCGACGUAGUACGCGAAUGUAUAAAGCAAUUUGUGAGCUCCAGAAGCAUGUUUAGCGGCUCGCUAGGAACUAAUAUGCCCAAGUUGGUCAUAUUGGACGAGGCGGAUAAUAUGACGAGUGUCUCGCAGUUCGCCUUGAGGAGGGUUAUCGAACAGUACUCUUCCAACGCGAGAUUUUGUCUUAUAUGCAACUACGCCUCGAAGAUCAUACCAGCUCUACAGUCGCGAUGCACUAAGUUCCGCUUCGCUCCGCUAAAGGAUGCUGAGGCUCGGAUGAGGGUUGAUUAUGUUGCCAAAUGUGAAGGUGUAAAGAUAUCAGAAGAUGGUAUGUUGGCACUAUUGAGGACCGGGGAGGGGGACAUGAGGAAGGUCCUUAAUACCCUCCAAAGCUGUACACUCAGCUACCCUUCUCAUACAGUCGAUGCCAAUAUCAUACAUAAAGUAGCGGGGCUCCCUGAGACCUCAACUAUCGAUAGGUUAGAAGCGGUAUUGUGUCAAAAGCCGCUGAGGGAAGGGAUGAUGGUGAUAGAGGAGCUGCGGGUGAAACAUGGUUACAGCGUGGCAGACCUCCUACGUGAGAUCCACGACCGUAUGGUGACUGUUGACAUGCCUCCGAGGGCGCGCAACCUCCUCUUUAGAGAUCUUGCUGAGAUCGAAUACCGCCUAAGUAGUGGGUGCAGCGAGAAGGUCCAGGGGGCUGCUCUGGUGGGCUCCUUCCACGAAAUUCGAGAGAUGAUGGUUGCCAAGUAG
This is a messenger RNA of Perkinsus marinus ATCC 50983, 1088 nucleotides long. RefSeq names its product replication factor C3, putative. Lineage: Eukaryota; Perkinsozoa; Perkinsida; Perkinsidae. Gene Ontology annotation, biological process: DNA repair; DNA-templated DNA replication. The record is from RefSeq and is a predicted model, not a curated record. The transcript is spliced from 10 exons. Gene Ontology annotation, cellular component: DNA replication factor C complex; nucleus. Gene Ontology annotation, molecular function: ATP hydrolysis activity; DNA binding; ATP binding. The coding region runs from base 24 to 1088 and encodes 354 amino acids.